GUUGUCAGGACUUUGGGAUAACUGGUUUGUGUGUGUUGUGUGUAAACUGCAAGUGAUAGAUCGAGAUGGCUGUGAAGGUGGUGUUGAUGACACUAAUGGUGCUGUUCUCUCUAGCAACAUUCCCUGCUCCAUUGGCUGCUACUAGGGUUGAUGUUGCUGAGCUGCUUGCAGCCAUAGAUAUACCAACUGGAAAGACUGGGGACAGUAGCUGGUGCGAUAAGUGUGUUUGCACAAGAUCAUAUCCUCCUUUCUGCCACUGUAAGGAUGCUUCUCACUGCCCCAAAUGCGUCUGCUACUUAAUGGAGUCUUCUGAACUUAAGCCAAUGUGCGAAUCUAUUGCUUCCCAAUUCGAAAAGUACUGUCCUUCCAUUGCCACUACUGCUGAGAGGUCCCUAAUAAGCCUCCCCUGAGCUCUCAACCCUACUCACCAUCAAUUUGUCUCCUCUAUGUCUCUGAACCAUGGUCUCGAUCUGUCUCUUAUUUCAUCUUCAUAAGAUUGUAACCAGUGGGUUUUAGCAAAGUGCCUUGUUGAUAAUAAAGAGGAGAUUUUCUUAUUA
Molecule: messenger RNA, 557 nt
Organism: Telopea speciosissima
Lineage: Eukaryota; Viridiplantae; Streptophyta; Magnoliopsida; Proteales; Proteaceae
Product: Bowman-Birk type proteinase inhibitor-like
Exons: 2
Coding region: 66-410 (114 amino acids)
Cellular component (GO): extracellular region
Molecular function (GO): serine-type endopeptidase inhibitor activity
Source: RefSeq, a predicted model, not a curated record